AUGGAUAUUUCACUCCCCGACUUGCUCCCCUCACACCAGAAAACACAACCAAUAUAUACAAGCCGGUUAACCCUCCGGCCAUUCCAAUGGACCGAUCUUCCAAAUUUCUACAAACUCCGAAUAACCCCCGAGGUUAUGCAAUGGACAAGUCAAGGAGGAAUAGACACAUCAAUCGAACAAACACGCGAAUGGAUGCAAAAGUUCAUUGAAGAUACAGACAUGACUCCAGGGGAGAUCCCACGACGUAACUUCAACUUUGUCGUCUCUCUUCGCACUGACAAUGUCGAGAAAUCAGCCAAUGAGUCAGAGAAUAACGACAGUAACGCAUUUAUCGGCGUGUGCGGGCUGUAUGGGCUAGACUCAUUGCCCGUGUCCCCUAUCCCUAGCCUGGGCUAUAUGUAUAUACCAGAAUCCUGGGGCAAAGGGUAUGCGACUGAAGCCUCUCUUGGGUUUCAAGCUGAAUGGCAGCGGCUCAUUACACUGGGUCACCAAGUGCAUUCUAUUCCGGUUGGGUCGAGACAAGAUAUGUACAGUUUACGAGCCGUUACUCAUGUAAAGAAUUUGGCAAGUGCACAAAUACUGCGCAAGUGCGGUUGGACUGUGUAUGAAGAGGUUGAGGAAGAUGGUAUGCUGCUUUUAAGGUGGAUUGUAGAUACCUCGGCAACAGCCACGCCAUGA
Molecule: messenger RNA, 678 nt
Organism: Penicillium angulare
Lineage: Eukaryota; Fungi; Ascomycota; Eurotiomycetes; Eurotiales; Aspergillaceae
Product: GNAT family N-acetyltransferase
Exons: 1
Coding region: 1-678 (225 amino acids)
Molecular function (GO): acyltransferase activity, transferring groups other than amino-acyl groups
Source: RefSeq, a predicted model, not a curated record